This is a messenger RNA of Soboliphyme baturini, 686 nucleotides long. The record is from the annotation of a GenBank genome assembly. Lineage: Eukaryota; Metazoa; Nematoda; Enoplea; Dioctophymatida; Soboliphymatidae.
CUGUAUGCUUUUCUUUAUAAUAGGGAAUCUUUAUAUUGGUUUAUAACUUCGUUUUUUAGUUACCUCAAUGACAUUGAUAGGAUAGCUGGUCCGAACUAUUUACCGACCGAGCAAGACAUACUGCGUGUUCGAGUCCCCACCACGGGGAUAAUCGAAUACCCUUUUGAUCUGGAGCAAAUAAUUUUUAGAAUGGUAGAUGUAGGCGGUCAGCGUUCCGAGCGUCGAAAGUGGAUACACUGCUUUGAAAAUGUCACUUCAAUAAUGUUUUUAGUUGCCCUUUCUGAAUACGACCAGGUGCUAGUGGAAUGUGAUAACGAAAAUCGCAUGGAGGAAAGCAAGGCUCUUUUUCGAACUAUAAUUACAUAUCCAUGGUUUCAGAACAGUUCUGUUAUACUUUUUCUUAACAAAAAGGACUUGUUAGAAGAAAAAAUUAUGUGCUCACAUCUUGUUGAUUAUUUCCCGGAGUACGACGGUCCUCCAAGAGAUGCGAUUGCUGCUAGGGAGUUCAUUCUUAGGACAUUUGUCGAUUUGAAUCCAGAUGCAGACAAAAUCAUAUAUUCUCAUUUCACUUGUGCUACAGGUAUUCUAUUUACGACGAAAUGUUUUGUCGGUGUAACUUGUGCAGUUUUUUAUCGACUGUUUCCGCGUAGAACGCUUGAAAGCGAUAGUUUCGCACGUCUUUGAUC